Messenger RNA from Orcinus orca (killer whale), 2445 nucleotides. It is a transcript of the gene ANKRD49, whose product is annotated as ankyrin repeat domain 49. Gene Ontology annotation, molecular function: protein binding. The coding region runs from base 686 to 1405 and encodes 239 amino acids. The record is from RefSeq and is a predicted model, not a curated record. NCBI's taxonomy places the organism in Eukaryota, Metazoa, Chordata, Mammalia, Artiodactyla, Delphinidae. The transcript is spliced from 3 exons.
CUCGUCCGGGGCCACGCUUCCUGGUCGCCUGGCGCCACCUAAGAACUCCUGGGCCCAAAGGGGCGGGUCCCCUGUCGACCCCUGAUGAGCCCUGCAAAUCGGGCCGUGUCGUGGGUCCUAAGUAGGGCUGGAGCGGCUUCUUCGCUCGUAGAAGUUCGGAAGGCCGCAGACGCGACUCCUGGGCCUGUGAAGUGACCAGCCUGUGCUGGAGGGCCGGGACUGGUGGUCUUCUCCCUCACCUCCACUCCCCAGAGAUUGAGCAUUCGGACUCCAGUUUACAAGACUUUCCCUGUGUCCCCUUAUUGUCUGCCUGGAUCUCGGGUUCAGCACAUCUGCAUUGCUUUGUGCUGACAGCAGUAAAAUAGAGUACAUUAAAAAACAAUGUGAAACUUUUGAAUUAGAAAAUUUGGGCUUUUAGUUCUAUUGAAAGUUGUAUUAAUCUAUCAGAACCUCAGCGCCUUCACUUGUAAAAUGGGGUUUACGGCCCCACCUGUCACUGAAUUGUUAAGAGUUAACAUAGUUUAGAUCUCUUAUGGAAUGUGAUCUUUAAAAAACAUACCCUAGUUCUUCUUGGUGGAGUAUCAUCAAAUCUUGAUGAAUAAAAUAAAGCAGACAUAAUUCAUCUCUGGAAAGAUUAUUUAUACUCUGGCAUUUGAAAUGCUUUGUAUUUAGAAUAGUAGUAAAAAUGGAAAAAGAGAAAGUAAAUGAUGAUGGAAAACCAGACCCAGAGAACUCCUUGGACUUUUCUGAACACUUUAACCAACUUGAAUUAUUAGAAACACAUGGACACCUUAUUCCCACUGGCACCCAAAGUCUCUGGGUAGGGAAUUCUGAUGAAGAUGAAGAGCAAGAUGAAAAAACUGAAGAGUGGUAUCAAUUGCAAGAAAAAAAAAUGGAAAAAGAUCCAAGCAAAUUGCUUCUUUGGGCUGCUGAAAAAAAUCGGCUGACCACAGUGCGAAGACUGCUUUCUGAAAAGGCCACCCACGUGAACACUCGAGAUGAAGAUGGGUACAGCCCGCUCCAUCGAGCAGCCUACAGCGGACACUUAGACGUGGUCCGGGAGUUGAUUGCACACAGGGCAGAUGUUCACGCGGUGACUGUGGAUGGCUGGACACCCCUGCACAGUGCCUGUAAGUGGAAUAACACCAGAGUGGCUUCUUUCUUACUGCAGCAUGAUGCAGAUAUCAACGCCCAAACAAAAGGCCUCUUGACCCCCUUACAUCUAGCUGCUGGGAACAGAGACAGCAAAGAUACCCUUGAACUCCUCCUGAUGAACCGCUACAUCAAAGCAGGUCUGAAGAACAGCCUGGAGGAAACUGCAUUUGACAUCGCCAGGAGGACAAGCAUGUAUCACUACCUCUUUGAAAUUGUGGAAGGCUGCACAAAUUCUUCACCUCAGUCUUAAUGGUUCUAAUAAUUUUCUUAAGUUUCUAAGUCCCAGUGCCUCCUUUGUGUGAGAUGUGAAAUGUCCCCAUCAUACAAAGUUGACAUCAAAAGUCUUAGGACAGUAAUUCAGUGGUACUCACGAUAAUAUCCUUCCAAGUGAAUUGCCUGACCUUGAUGUCAAAAUGUAUUUGGAAGUUGAUUGGAUAUAUCUUUAAUGAUUUCCGUGGUGUUUGUGAUUUUUAUCAAAUCAUUUUAACUUACCUAUACUGAAAAACUUGUCACAAGCUGUACAGAAAACUAAUAUUUUUGGUGCUGAUCCAAGAGAAAUGUAUUUUUAAAUAUUCCCCCAUCCUAGAUCUUUGUGCAGUAUUUAGUAUAUUAAUGUGUAUUUUUAUAAGGUCAGGUAACUCAGAAUUUCAUUUAAAACUCUUAAUAUACUGGUGCAGUUCAGCUGUCUUCUCUGCAUCACCAUAGCCAUUUGCUUUCAUUGUAAACCGUAAGAAUGAACAUAUUAGUGUCUUGAAUCUCCGUAAAUUAAAAAAAAAUCAAGACACCUAGAUCUUUGUUUUCUAGAACCUAGGCCAUUUUCAGGAAGUAGCUAGGUGUUUAAUCCAUGAAUUUUAUAUACUGCCCCCUCCCACAAUCCACACAAUCCUGUGGACCAUCCUACCUCACCCUGGUCAACCUGCAUAUUCCUUAUGCUGCUGGUGAGUCAGCACGACCCUUCAGACAUGCGCACAACUAUACCUUGGUUCAGAUCAUAACGUAUCUGCUCUCCAGCUAGUUUUACCUCCCUGGUCCUACUGAGCUGGGCACUGCUCAUCUAGACUCUCAAGUUCACAGGAAGUGUUCUUUUCCAGGGUCCUCAUUUUAUACAAGCCACACAAAGACAAAGUGACAGGGAAAAGGAAUUCUAAGAAUGAGGGGAUGAUGAUUAUAUUGGGGUGAGAACCGCAAAGUGGCCCAGGUCUUUUUUAAAAGCCACAUUGUGGAUAGUGACAAAAGCAUAAAUAUAAAUAGUCCAAAAAAAAAUAAAAGUUUUGAACAACCAAAAAAAAA